AUGUGGAUUCCGCCUAUGCCGAAGCCAUUCGCCAGGAUUGAACGCAUGGUGGACCGUUUGGCCCGCCCGUUGGAGCUGCCUGCCGAGCUGACGCGCACACCCGCGUUGCGCACCGGCGGCGAGGUAAAUUCCAAUUUUACGGUUGCGGAGUAUGAGCGGAUCGUGGAACAGUGUGUCGAAUACAUCUACGCCGGGGAUGUCAUUCAGGUGGUGAAUUCACAGCGUUUUAGCCGCCAGACUGACGCGCAUCCUUUCCAGAUCUACCGGGCGCUGCGCGGCAACAAUCCGUCGCCGUACAUGUACUACCUGGAUCUGAACGGGUUCCAGAUAGUCGGCGCCGCCAUCGAAACCGUGGCCAAAGUCGAAGAUGGCCCGCCCGGUGUGAAAAUCGUUGCCACGCAUCCCAUUGCCGGCACCCGUCCCCGCGGCCAGACCACGGCGGAAGAUGCGGCGCUGGAGGACGAACUCCGCAACAGCGAAAAACAGCAGGCGGAACACAUCAUGCUGCUGGAUCUGGGUCGCAACGACAUCGGGCGUGUCAGCGUGCCCGGCACGGUCAGCGUAACCCAGUUUAUGGACGUGGAGCGUUUCUCCCACGUGAUGCACCUGGUGUCCCACGUGGAGGGUCGGUUGCGCGAUGACAUGACAUCCUAUGACGCACUGCGCGCCUGCUUCCCGGCCGGCACGGUGUCCGGGGCCCCCAAAAUCCGCGCCAUGGAAAUCAUCGCCGAAGUGGAGGCGGAGCGUCGCGGGCCCUACGGCGGAGCCGUAGCUUACUUUAGCUACAACGGAAACAUGGACACCGCCCUCAUACUGCGCACCGGGGUAUUCAAGGACGGAAUAAUGUACGUGCAAGCCGGCGGAGGCGUGGUGGCCGACAGCGUUGCCGAGGAUGAAUAUAUGGAGACCCGCCACAAGUCCGGCGCCAUGAUGCGCGCCAUCGACAUCGCCGAGGGAUCGCCCGGAAGUUGA
This is a messenger RNA of Geodia barretti, 972 nucleotides long. The record is from the annotation of a GenBank genome assembly. Lineage: Eukaryota; Metazoa; Porifera; Demospongiae; Tetractinellida; Geodiidae.